Molecule: messenger RNA, 5127 nt
Organism: Chelonia mydas (Green sea turtle)
Lineage: Eukaryota; Metazoa; Chordata; Testudines; Cheloniidae
Product: transmembrane protein 121
Exons: 2
Coding region: 315-1373 (352 amino acids)
Source: RefSeq, a predicted model, not a curated record
GCCAUGGGGGGAUUGGGGGCCCGGGGGUGAGGAAUCAUGGGGGCCGGGGGAGAAGGAAACAAUGGGGUGAGGGAGGCAAUGGGGGGACUGGGGAUGAGGAAGCAAUGAGGUGGGGGAGGCCAUGGGGGGAUUGGGGGCCAGGGGAGGAGGAAGCAAUGGGGUGGGGGAGGCAAUGGGGGAUUCAGGAACUGGGGUGCGAUGGGGUCAGGCUCACAGGAUCUGGGGACACAUGGUAAGCCCUGACCCCCUCCCCACAGGCAAGGCAGUGCAGGGAGCAGCCAACAGACACAGGGGACUGCCCACAGCUUGAACCCAUGCCAGGGUGUGGGGCACAGACAGCCGGACAGAGCCCAAGCCCUGGACUGAUGCCGGGGGAGGAGCGAGGCCCGGUCUGCUCCGAGGGAGGACCAGGAUGCCCAGGCGCUGCCAGCUGGCCACCCUCUGUGACCAAGUUCCCCCGCUCCAUGGCACCACUGCCCCCUGCCAGCAAGCCACAUGCCUGCAUGUCAGCGGUGGUGAUCGUCUCCACCAUGGUGGCGGUGGAUGUGUACCUGAUGGAGCUGAGCGCUGAAGUGCAGCGGGCCAGCGUGCUGGCCCUGGCGCUGGCAGGUGAUCUGUGCUUCCUCUUGGUGCUGCGCUAUGUGGGGGCAUGGGCGGGUGCCGAGCCCCGGACCCCGCGGCAUGGCUACACCAUGGCACUCUGGUUCCUCUUUGUCUUCACCCUGGAGAUCAAGCUAUACUUCAUCUACCAGGGGUACCGGGGCGAUCGGCGCACCCCUGACCUGCUGGCCCGCCGUACCCUGACCCUGCUGCUCUCCAUCUGCAUCCCCUCCCUCUACGUGGUCCUGGUGGCCACCGAGCACUUGGAGCAUGUGGCCGCCUUCCGGCGCAAGGAGGAUCUGCGCAGCCGGCUCCUCUGGGUGGUGGUGGACCUGCUGGACCUACUGGAGAUGCAGGCCAGCCUGUGGGAGCCUCAGCGGCAGAGGCUGCCGCUAUGGGCCGAGGGCCUGACUUUCUUCUACUGCUACAGCCUGCUGCUGGUGCUGCCCUGCGUGGCACUGGGCGAGAUGGGCCUGCCCGCCCCACCCCACCUCCCACUUUACCCGCUGCUCAGCCUGCUGGCCGUCAACCUGACCACACUGGCCAUCCGGGCUGCUGACCUGCUGCUCUACCGCGAUCAGCGGGUCUCUGCCAUCUUCAUGGCCAAGAACCUACUGGCCAUUGUGCUCAAGGGGUGCACGGCACUGCAGUACCACAGAGCCGGGGCCACCGGGCUCAGGGAGCUUCCCCCUGGGGACAUGCCAUGUCACACACCCCGGUGUGGAGGCAUGGACAGCACCUCUGGACACAGGUUCACCCCCCGGGAGUUCUGAGUGCGCAGGGACGCUGGAACACCCACACCCUGAGUUGGAGGUAACUGGCUGUGAGCAUGGGGCCAGAUCCCCAGCUGGUGUUACCCAGCAAAACUGCCCUGAUGUAAACUGGCCCCCAGGCUCCUUCACACACACAGGAGGGCUGAGAUCACAAACCUUCCUUGGGCACAAACCACUAUUCACUAAGGGAUGGGACUAGCAUAGAAAGGGGCGAAGAAACACCAGAAGAGCUGAGCGAGCCCAGGGCUGGCAUAGCAGGGGGCUAUGGGUUGGGAUUGAGGGGCACUGGCAGAGCUGGAGCCCAGGGCUGAGACAGGUGGGGACUGAGGGACACCAGCAGUGCUGGGGCGGGAGGCAGGAUUCAUCCCUGACCUUUGGGCUCCACUCCCCACUGCAGCACAUUGAUGACCACUGCAUACACUCAUCACCCCUCUGUGUGGAGCUAGACUGAGACACAUGGAUCCACACCCAGCUGGCCCGGUGGCAAGCCCAGGCUGAAGCACUGGAUGGGCCCAAUGGGUGGUGCUAGCUAUGGCCCUGACAUUCGGAGGGGAAGGGGGCACAUGCCCGGGCCUGUCUGCUCCAUGCAGGACAUGGGGACAGAGGGAAAUAAAGAAGAGCUAACACAGAACAGACCUUGGAUCCCAAUGUGCACAGAGUCCUGGGGCUGCAUGCAGGGGUGGUGUACCGUGGCCUGCAGUCACCACCCCAUACCCCCAGGGGAGCGCCAGCCCUUGCCCUUGGCAAAGGCAAGGCUGUGGAGGGGUGGAGCCCUGAGUACCCACCUCUAUCAGCCAGCAAGAGGGGAGGGGAAGGGACACGGGAGGCAACACAAGGGGCUGGGAGCCAGGACUCCUGGGUUCUGUCCCAGCUCAGUCACUGACUCACUGUGUGACCUCAGAGAAAUGUUUUCUCCCUCUCCUGGCCCUUAGUUUCCCCAUCAUAGAGUUCAGGGCAUUCCCAUCCCCGUGGCAGGUGCUUAGUGAGUGACCACUGACAGCAUGCUGUGAAAUCCACUAUGAGGGGCAGUGGCCCCCUCUCCCAUCACUGGGGAGAGGCUCACACAUCGGCUCCUUAAGAGCCAGGCCCAGCCCAGCACACCAGCAGGUCCUGGCUCUGUGCUUGCGCUACCCCAUCCCCUCCCACCUUGAGAGAAGGGACCUUAACACAGACCCUUCCCUGCACCCAUCCUGCGCCACUCACCUGCCCCAGCACCAGAACAUGGCCACCUCUGGGGUGGGCACAGGGGCGGUUUAUAUAGGGCUCCCUCCCCAUCACCCCUUGCAGGGCAAAGGGCCAGUGCUCCAUUCCCUGGCCCUGCUGUCCCAGGAGUCGGGGGGAGCGGGAAUGAACCCACACAGUCUUUCCCCAAGGGCACAGUCCCUGAUCUGGCCCCAAACCAGGGGGCCUGGCUGGGGACUCAGGGCUGUUGGCUCAUAUUUACAGCAAAAGCCUUUUGUGGGUUUUGCAGCAAUCCCCAGCCCCCUCUUCAGGGCCAGGACAAUCCCAGCGUGGGGGGCAGGAUUCAGUGGGGUCACCCCAUGGCCCUGUUACAGCAGGGCACCACAUGGGGCAGCAGCAGUUGGAGGGGAGGAGGCAGCCCAGUAGGGCUCUCCACACUGACAGCAGAGGAGAGUCCAAGUGCCCUGCCGCUGGGCCCUGCCAUGCCAGGAGGCAGCAUGGUCUUGGGGAAGGGUGGGAGGUGCACUGGGCUGGGAUUCAGGACACUGGGGUGCAAUCCCCACCACUGAUUCCCUGCAUGAUGACUCGUGGCUCCUCUGUGGGCCUCAGCUAACAGCCAUCCUACCUCUGCCUGGGAGCUCUUUGGGGCAGGUCUCUUGGUAUGGGGCUGUGCAGCCCCCAGCAUGACAAGGGCUGAUCUCAGGCUGGGGAGAGAGGUGGGAUGUGUGUGCAGCGCCCAGUAGAACGGUGCCUCUGGGCUCCACCUUUGUACAAGCAGCAGCAGCUACAGACAGGGGGCUCAGUGUAAGCCUGGGGGCAUUCUCAGCCAUCCCAGCCCCUCUUUAGCUAUUGUCUGAACACAGCCCGGAGCCCCAGCAGCAGCAGACAUGACAACACACAGGUGCAUCGUUGGGCAGCGCUUGCUCUAAGCAGUGGGAUUGGGGGUGUGGUGGGAGCUUGUGCAGUCAGAUGUCAAGGCCAGAAGGGCCCAUUCAAAUCCUCCAGUCUGACCCCCGGGCUGGAUAAUCCGUCCAGGGAUCCUGCAGCCUGCCCAGAGCUGCUUGUUGAGCUGGAGUGGAGCUUUUAGAGGAAGACACUAGGGCUGCAUUGAGAUUCCAAGCAAGACUCCCUUCCCACCCCACCCUAUUCCUGGGGCACUUGUCAGAAGGGCAGAUCUGCCUCCCUCUUAAACAAUGGUCUAUGAAUGCAUCCAGGCAUCUCUUCGAGGCCCUUGACUCUUGCUCAGCCUCUGUUGGUGACAUUAAUAAGCUCCCUGCUCCAGAACCGCCCCCACCCCACACGGAAGGGCUGAGAGACUGGGGAUCAAGCCCCCUCGAAACCUCGUCUGGGAAAAGCUAACUCCAUGCAGUUCCUGCAGCCUCUCCCUGCAAGACAUUCUCCUUGGGUCACUGUGGGGCUCAUUUCUGCACCCUCUCUGAUUUUUCAACACAUGGCAACGCAUGUGGACGCACUACCUGGACAAGUACGGGGCUCACCAGUACAGAGGCAAAAUCCCCUCCCUACCCAUACUCACUAAUCUCGUUUACACAGCCAAGAGGAUCACUAGCCAGUUUCUAGCCCCUUUCAUAGGGGUGCAUUGAUUUUGUCCAGCCCUAGGCGUUUCGUCAGACUACCGUGAGGUACCAAGUCAGAUGCCUUGCAGAGUCCCAACCAGUUGUAUCAAGGCAGUUACCGUCAGCGACCAAGCUGUGAUCUCAUCCAAUCAUGACGCCAGACUCGUCUGACAGACUGACCGCCCGGGAAGUCAUCACCGGCAUCAGUUACAACACUCAUCCCUUGCAGCACAGGUCUGAGGCGCUACCCCAUUUGGGGAGAGCAGGGAAGGCCUCCGAGAUGCCCUUCUUCUAAAGCCACCAGGGCCAGCUGCCCCCAGGGGCUACUCCCAGCCUGAACCAUUCCUUUCCACAGGCAUUCAAAUGAAAGACAACCCCUUGUGAUUCACGAGUGCCCCAUGCCCAGCCUGGCUGCCCUGAUUGGGCCCAGAACCCCAACACAAAGUUCAGUAGAGCAAUAUUUCUCUGUUCCCCCCGCAAACGAGGAGGAGCAUGCUUCAACUGCAGAGAGCUCAAGAGCCAGUAGAGGGACUGAGCCCCACAAGAGACUCAACCCUCAAGGGUUCCGUGCCCACAACUGCGUCUCCCAAACAUGCCUGGGAAGGCUGGAUCUCUUCCUGCCCACAAACACCAUGCCCCUGGUAACAGGCGUAAAAGGAAAUCCUUUCAGAAGCUGGGGUGCUGCCCUGACAUCUGCAUCCAGCCAACAAAUGGGAGGGGGCUAAAGACCCCGUACUGCAGGAUUUGAACCACAGAUCCGGCAGCCUUAAGCAGCCCAGAGUGAGAGCGGCUAACCCUGUUCCCACAUUGUGAGUAGCCACAGGGGGCAGCAGGAACCUCACCAGGGGAUUAUUUUGGAGCAUGGCUGUCCCAGAAGCACCCGCUGCCCUUGCAGCGAACCUCAUUACCCCACACCACUGAUUAAAUAUAGCAACCAUCCACAGCAUAGCAGCCCCCCCAGAUCACACAGCCAGUGAGGGGCCUGGCCUACCUGCCCG